AUGGAAGAAUACGAAAUUGGUGAAAGUGAAUAUUGGUUUUAUGGAGAUCGAAUUCUUCAAAAUAGAAACCCAACAAAUUGCGAUCUAAGUGGAUCGAUUAAUCCAAAGUAUUCAGUUUCGGUUAGCGAUAAGCGAAUUCGGAAAAAAUUAUUCGAAGAAUUACUUGGAAGUUUUAAUGUAUUCAGUCGUCAACGUGAUGCACUAGAAACAAAAGCGUCGAAAGGAGCAAAAUAUCGAGUAUUUUCAUUCGAAAGUCCAGAUUCAAAAGAAGGACAACGACGAUUUCUCGUAACAACAGUGGAACGGUUUUGGCAGUGGUACGAGAAUCGUCAAAACCUUUCGUUCUAUGAAUUGAUUCCGGAUGAGACUCCUUGUAGACUAUAUUUUGAUUUGGAAUUUUACCGUGCAACGAAUGCGAACGUUGAUGAAAAAAAGUUAAUUAAUGACUUCAACUGCUGUGUUGUGGAAACUAUGCAAAAUAUGUUUAAUAUUGAUUUAAUUCCAAAUCAGCAAAUGAUUAUAUUGGAUUCUUCAACCUCUACGAAAUUUAGUGAACAUGUAAUUGUUCAUUUCCAUGAAAAAUAUUUCUUUUCAUCUAAUGUUUCUAUGAAACCUUUUAUAUUAAUGCUGGAAAAGAAUAUGAUAAGCUCGAAUCGUGGAAUCGUCUGGAAUAAAGAUGGAACUCGGCAAAUUCCUUUAUUUGAUGUUGGUGUUUACACUAGGAAUCGAAAUUUCCGGCUAUAUCUUUCUUCAAAAAUAGGCAAGAAUAACCCAUUAAUACUCUCAUGCCGCUGCGAUUUUUAUCAGCCUGGUACAGCUACAAAAAAACAAAUUUUCCUUGAUUCUUUGGUAGUUCCUUCAGUGCGACUUGAAGAUAUUAAUAUUAUAAAUUCUAUAAAUACGUGUACUUCUAUCAAUGAAGUUUCUCAGAUUGAUUCAGGUCUACUUUCUUGCCAUGGCAGCUUCGAUCGAGAAUGCUCAAAUUCUGUUGUUUUGAGCGGACAAGGAUUUGCUUCACCAUAUCCUUUUCUCGACCAGCGUUGGAAGGAAACAGUUUCAAUUCGAAUGUGGAAACUGGUGAAAGAUGAAUCAAAAAGAAUAUGUCGCAUUAUUUAUUAUGUUUUGGCCAAUUGUCGCUAUUGCUUUAACAUUGGUCGUGAACAUAAAAGCAAUGGGACAUAUUGGACGGUGGAUCUCGAAAAACUGAUUUUUUAUCAGAAAUGUUUCGAUAUUGAUUGUCGAGGAGCGAGUUCCAAUCAUUUUCCUUUGCCUAAUUUUGUGCGACAGUCUAUUCCAGCUGCAGAUGACGUUUCUCAAGCUCAUGAUUAUAAUGCAUUGCAAACCGAAGCAAAACGAAUCGUAAUAAAUUUAAACGAAUAA
Messenger RNA from Dracunculus medinensis (Guinea worm), 1380 nucleotides. The record is from the annotation of a GenBank genome assembly. Lineage: Eukaryota; Metazoa; Nematoda; Chromadorea; Rhabditida; Dracunculidae.